Rhinolophus ferrumequinum (greater horseshoe bat) is the source of this 1277-nucleotide messenger RNA. RefSeq names its product phosphatidylinositol glycan anchor biosynthesis class H (gene PIGH). NCBI's taxonomy places the organism in Eukaryota, Metazoa, Chordata, Mammalia, Chiroptera, Rhinolophidae. Bases 72 to 704 code for a protein of 210 amino acids. The record is from RefSeq and is a predicted model, not a curated record. Gene Ontology annotation, cellular component: glycosylphosphatidylinositol-N-acetylglucosaminyltransferase (GPI-GnT) complex. The transcript is spliced from 4 exons. Gene Ontology annotation, biological process: GPI anchor biosynthetic process.
CCCGCUCUCCGGAAGUGGGUCCAGAGCGGGCGGCUAGAGCGGCGGGACCCGCGGGGUGGGACGGGCCGGCCAUGGAGAACGAGCAGAGCUUCUCGGAUAUCUGCGGCGGCCGCCUGGCCCUGCAGCGUCGCUACUACUCCCCGUCCUGCCGGGAGUUCUGCCUCAGCUCCCCUCGGCUCUCGUUGCGCUCACUCACCGUGGUCACCAGCACCGUGUGGUUAGCGGCCUACGGACUCUUCACUGUCUGCGAGAACAGCGUGGUCCUCUCUGCUGCCAUCUUCAUCACCCUCUUAGGCCUGCUUGGAUACCUCCAUUUUGUGAAGAUUGAUCAGGAGACUCUGUUAAUCAUUGAUUCCCUUGGCAUCCAGAUGACUUCAUCCUAUGCCUCUGGCAAAGAAAGUACCACCUUCAUUGAGAUGGACAAGGUGAAAGAUGUUAUUAUUAAUGAGGCUAUUUACAUGAAGGUGAUUUACUACCUCUGCAUUUUAUUGAAGGAUCCGGUGGAACCACAUGAAAUAUCCCAAGUAGUACCUGUCUUCCAGAGUGCGAAGCCCCGGCUGGACUGCUUGAUUGAAGUGUACAGAAGCUGCCAGGAGAUCCUGGCACACCAGAAAGCCCCAUCCACAAGCCCACAAGCACACCAGAAAGCCCCAUCCACAAGUCCCAGCAUUCAGAAGGCUAGUAUUGUCUCCCGUGGGAAAUGACUCCUAAGCCCUGGGGGCUGGUGUGUUUUCUGUAUUCUAAACCAUCAGGUGGACACUCUCCUAGAAACGUGGAUGGAUGCAGUGGAUCUCAGCCAUGAGCAGGUCACUGGAAACCCAACUCAUUGUGUGACGUGAGCAAAGUAUUUCUGUAUAUGUCAUGGUCCCCUUGUAAGGUUUUGCCUACUUUACCAACUGAGGGGAGACCUUAAGAAACGAUAUGUCAAAAGUUAUGUCAACAAAGAACACUGUGAAAUUCCUAAGCACACUCAAGUUUACUUUUUGUUGAAAUUUGUGGAGCAAGACAAUGAGAAACUGACAUCAGAUCUCUUGAGAAAGACGAUUUCCCACUGCUGUAUAAAAGUUAAGAAAUAAAGUCAAGCCUUUCAGAUACUGGUUAGCAGGAAGAAAUUUCCUACAAAAGACACUGUCCACUUAGCUCCUGUAUCUGUACAGGGCUAAUUUAUGAUAACUCUCUUAUUAGGUUGGUGCAAAAGUAAUUGUGAGGGUGGCCAGUUAGCUCAGUUGGUUAGAGCCUGCUGCUAAUAAUACCAAGGUUGCUGGUUCAAUCCCCAU